AUGCAGCUGGAGAAGAUCAUAGAUGUGCGGAUGUAUGCCGUCCCCGUGCACUACAUGAACGGCACGAACGUGACAUUUCUUGAUAAUGUGGCGAAGCGGGAUGCGGGAGCCGUGUUUGUCCGUUCGCUUGCAAGACCCGAAGACAGUUCAAGACUGGGAAUAUCUCCCGAUGGGAUAUCCCUGCUGACGCCAGACGGAAGACGGAACAACGAAGAUGUCGCCUUCUUCCAGGACAGCACGUUCGUUGGGAACAAAUGCAGAAGGUAUGGCGGGGCGCUGUUCGUGCUCAGCACGACAGUUGGAUGCUCGCGAUGCGAAUUUGUCAACAAUUCUGUCACCAUCAAGUCGAUUAGCUUUGGGGGUGCGGUUGCGGCGCAAGUCCUGGGGACAUUCCACGGAAGGGGCUUGGUCAUGUCGGGGAACAAGGCACCCCAUGGCGGAGGCAUCGGCUGCCUCUACGCCAUCUGCGACAUCGUGAACGCCACCAUUGAAGGCAACUACGCGUCUCAGAGGGGGGGCGGAGUGGCCAUCCAGUUCCGUGCGACGCAGCUGUUCGACUUCGCGCUUGCCAGCCGCUUGGAACAGUGCAUCAUCAGGAACAACACCUCCAAAGUUGCAGGUGGCCUGCUGUUGCUGGUGGUCGGGGCAGACGUGGCGAGGUCACCACACAAGGAAAUAUUCCAGCAGUUCUUCCUCGUAGUGGCACAGUCCCAACUCAUUGGCAACGCCGCAAAGAUCACCGGAGGCGCCGUGUACACGAACGCGCCCGACUACAUGGCCGUGCUCUGCGACCAGCCCUUGGAAAAGCGGGAGGUGGUCAGGUCCGUGGGUGGCCAGAAGUGGCUGGAAGUCGCAGACGUGGUCGUGCCCAGGCAGAGCAGCCUUUUUGGCGGGUCGGGCGCCUGCGCGAAGAUCUGGGCUGACAACACUGUGGAAAAGCAGGGCAGGGGCGGCCCGGUGGCCACGUCCGGAACGUCGGCAAGGGUCUGCGGCAGCCGCUCCGGCAGCUGCGCGGUGUCCUCGAGGCGGUGCAAGCGGAGCCCUCGAAAGUGCGACGGGGAGGGCCUGUCGCUCGCCAUCGCGAACCACACGAGCGGUGAACUCCUGGAUGCCUUCGGAGUCGAGGUGUUCGACCUGUUCAACCGUCCGGCUCUGCAGGAGUCGGGUCUCAAGAUCACCAUGGGCACCGGGCGGAACGUGCUGGUGACGGGGCAGGUCAGCGCGCCGCUGAGGACGGUAACCAACAUCACGGAGCUGCGCUUCCAGGCGAAGCUGAACAGGACGUACGACAUGUUCGUGAACUUCAGAAGGGCUUUCAUCCCGCCGGUGCUGUUGAGGGUCCAAGUUCGAGGCUGUCUGCCCGGCGAGGUGCCGAACAAGAACGAGGACCUGUGCGUGGCCUGCGGGGAGGACAUGUACAGCUUCUCCCCGGAACAGGGAUGCGGUGCCUGUCCGGAGAACGCACGCUGCGGGGCCUCGACGGUCACCCCGGAGGCUGGCUACUGGCAGGCGACCUCCGUAUCCGCUAGAAUGCAUCUAUGCACUUCGAAGCCCGCCUGCGAUUACGAGGACAGGGGCUCCAUUCUGGCGGCUCGAGCGAGGCAGGCGCAUUCUGGCGGCGGGUUUCUGGGAUUCGAAGAUGGCGAGUACCAACAAUGCUCCCAGGGCUAUGGCGGGGUGCUCUGUGGCACGUGCACCAGCUCUUACGGCAAAGUGAGGUCCGGGGAGUGUAUCGACUGCGGCAACAGGAGAAAGAACAUCACGCUGGCGUGCUUGUGCGGAAUUUGGUACGCCAUCAUUGUAUUUGCAGUGGCCAGGAGCACGUUGCCUGCAGAAAGAGGCAACGCAGCGUUGGCGCAGGGCAGACCCAUGCUCACUGCGAACACCAACCCCAUGUUUCACGGCAACAACCUGACUGCCCGCAUGGAAACCUCAACCUCCACUUCAACAGGCUACGAUACAUCCAUCGAGCUGCAAUCGAUGGGAGGCAGCAUGAGGUCUCCGGUGAGGAUCGAUACUGGAAGAGAGAAAUGCGGCGCAAGGACCGAAGGAAGCCCGUGUGUGGACCAGAGGAACUUCGCCGGUGACAUCUUUAAG
Messenger RNA from Ostreobium quekettii, 2097 nucleotides. Lineage: Eukaryota; Viridiplantae; Chlorophyta; Ulvophyceae; Bryopsidales; Ostreobiaceae. The record is from the annotation of a GenBank genome assembly.